GGGUCAAUGAAGUUGGCGUCAGAAAUAGCAGUCUCUCUCGCAAACACUCACCAGUGAAUUCGCGGUUACACGUUAGGUUAGUGAGUGGCUGUCGUCCCCAAACCCCCCCACUACCUUAAACGUUCCGAUCACAUCCCCUCAAAACAAAACCAUAUCCUUUUAAACCUUCAUUCAUUGUCUUUCUUAAAUAUUUUGUUCCUUGGAACGUACGAGAUGAGCAAGAGCGUAACAGCAACAAAGGACUCAGGCGACAACACCGCGACCCACUUGAAUUUUUUCGAGAAAUUUAAACGCUUUAACCCUCUCGAGUCUUCCUUGGGAGUACUAGCCUUCUUCUUCGUCGCUUCUCUCUUCAUUGCCAGCUUCUUCUACUUGGAUUACAAAGGCUUCCGCUCCAGGGGCACUGCCACUGUCCUUCACUUGGAUUUCUCAUCACCAUCUUCUUCUGCCCCAGUUCAGUUUCUGAGCCAAGACGGUGAUAAAUGUGAUGUCUUUGAUGGGAAAUGGGUUUGGGAUGAGACUUACCCCCUUUACCAUUCCGCAAAUUGUUCCUUCCCGGAUCAAGGUUUUCGCUGCUCCCAGAAUGGCAGGCCUGACACUUUCUACACCAAAUGGAGGUGGCAACCCAAAGAUUGCAACUUGCCCAGAUUUGAUGCAAGGAAGAUGUUGGAAAAGCUGCGGGACAAGCGACUAGUUUUUGUUGGAGAUUCGAUUGGUAGGAACCAAUGGGAAUCACUCAUUUGUAUGCUCUCUUCGGCAAUUGCAAAUAAGGCUAGGGUCUACGAGGUUAAUGGGAGCCAAAUUACAAGGCACAUGGGCUUCUUGGCAUUUAAGUUUGAAGAUUUCAACUGUACCAUUGAAUACUACAGAUCACGAUUUCUUGUAGUGCAGGGACGACCUCCUUUUGGAGCACCUGAUGGGGUAAGAAUGACUUUGAGAGUGGAUCAUAUGGACUGGAUUUCUAAUAAGUGGAGAGAUGCAGAUGUGCUGGUUCUCAAUGCUGGACAUUGGUGGAACUUUCAGAAGACUGUCAGAAUGGGUUGUUACUUCCAAAUAGGGGAGGAAGUGAAGAUGAAUAUGACAAUAGAAGACGCAUUCAGAAAAUCAAUAGAGACUGUAGUUGAUUGGAUUGCCAAUAAAGUAGACAUGAACAAAACUUAUGUCCUUUUUCGAACUUAUUCCCCUGUCCAUUUCAGGGGUGGUAACUGGAAUACUGGUGGUGGUUGUCACUUGGAAACAUUACCUGAUUUAGGCUCCUUGCCACCAGUAUCUGACAUCCAUUUCAGAAAUGUCGUUGAUAUCUUGUCAGAACGCAUGAAUAAAUCAGAAGUUUUGAAUCUGGACUUGCUUAAUGUCACGCAAAUGUCAAUACAUAGAAGAGAUGGCCAUCCAUCUAUUUACUAUCUUGGACCAGGCAGGACAUCCUCUAUGUGGCGGCAAGACUGUAGUCAUUGGUGCCUACCUGGCGUUCCUGAUUCAUGGAACGAAAUUCUUUAUGCACUUCUUCUCAAGCGGGAGGAUUUUUUCGAACGGAGACAGCAUACAACAAAAGUUUCUCAAGUUCCACUAUAAUUGGUCAAUAUACAGUUUGCAGAGAAUGUUAUAAGUUAUACAAAUCUGUGACAAAUCUUGCUGAAUGAGGUGAAGCUGCAAGUUGAAUGAGGAGAAUAGAAAAUUACAUGACUUUUAGUCUCGUGAAAAGAAGAAAAGGGAGACCAAAAAAGAUGGAGGAAAUCAUCAAGGGAGAUUUUAGGCUAAAUAAUAUAUCUGAAACUUUGGUAUUAAACUAUAUGAAAUGACAUUGUAUGAUCCAUGAAAUCGAUCUCACCUAAUGGGAUAAGACUUUGUUGUUGUAUCUGGUCAGUCUCACUAGUUGAUGCAUCUAAUUCUUUGUUAGUUUUCUUUAUGUUAUAGGAUUUUAUUCUUAGCAACCAAAGAAAUUAAGUUGUCUUAAUUUCCUAAGAAAUGAUUGUUUGACCUUUGUAGAAUUGUAGUGGCCUGCCGUUGUAGGUGAACAUAUCUAGAUGGGAACUUAGUUUUGGAUGGUGAGUUUCAGGGAUAUCUUGUACAAAAAAGAAAAAAAUAACCAGAGAUCCAAACUUGAUUAGUUAGUCUCAGAAGGAAUACAACAUUUUUUUUUUGUUGU
This is a messenger RNA of Glycine soja, 2146 nucleotides long. Its product is annotated as protein trichome birefringence-like 10. The record is from RefSeq and is a predicted model, not a curated record. Lineage: Eukaryota; Viridiplantae; Streptophyta; Magnoliopsida; Fabales; Fabaceae. Gene Ontology annotation, cellular component: Golgi apparatus. The transcript has 4 exons. Bases 214 to 1572 code for a protein of 452 amino acids. Gene Ontology annotation, molecular function: O-acetyltransferase activity.